Wyeomyia smithii (pitcher-plant mosquito) is the source of this 927-nucleotide messenger RNA. RefSeq lists its product as uncharacterized. The record is from RefSeq and is a predicted model, not a curated record. Bases 1 to 927 code for a protein of 308 amino acids. Gene Ontology annotation, molecular function: zinc ion binding; nucleic acid binding. The transcript has a single exon. NCBI's taxonomy places the organism in Eukaryota, Metazoa, Arthropoda, Insecta, Diptera, Culicidae.
AUGGACGACCCCGGCGGCGAGGGAGCCUCGUGGCUUUUUGGAUCACGGUACGAAUUACUAGCAGACUCAUCAGGAAAUGGAAACAGAGUUCCAGUUGGAAAUAAAACACCAAAACCUAAGCAAAACAAACGAACGGCAGCAAAAGAUGCGAACAACGAUAUCGACUAUAGAAAACUACAACGAAUCGACGGAAGCAACAAUGGCGGACGGUACUUAAUCUUGACUAGGACGGACGGUGGCCGAACGAUGAGCAACGUGUCUCCAUUCCUCAUUAAAAAAGCUAUCGAUAAUAUAACACCAAAUGUACAAAUUAGCCGAAUAAGAGACGGUUCCUUACUGCUCAAGAUAAUUGAUCAAAAUCAAGCCGUGAAGUUGAUGAAGCAGUCUACUCUAGCAAGUAGAAUUGGUAUUAAAAUUUGCGAACACCCAACCCUGAAUCAAUCACGAGGUACAAUCUAUUGUCCCGAUUUGAUAUCGUUGAAAGACGAAGAAAUACUUGAAAAGAAGUCAGAAGAUACAGGCAGAUUUAUUCUGACCUUCAAUCUAUCUCAAAUUCCACUAACAAUGGAUGUAGGGUUCUACAAUUGUCGCGUACGGCAAUACGUUCCAGCUCCGUUACGAUGCACAAAUUGCCUGAAGUUUGGACACAAAGCAGACCAAUGCCGAGGAAACAAAGUUUGCGCCGAUUGCGCACAACUGUACCACGAUAAUGCUUCAUGUAGCUCUAAGCAAUUCUGCGUAAACUGCCGCAAUGAGCACAAUUCAUGGUCUAAAAAGUGCCCAAUCUACGAGGACGAGUUUGAAAUACAGCGAAUUCGAGUGACCGAAAAGCUACCCAUGCGUGAGGCGAGGAAAAAGAGACGAUCCCAGGUUCCUGCUCCCGUUUUGCAACAACAACACCAAACCGAUCUUUUGCUGGAGUGCUGA